Molecule: messenger RNA, 1544 nt
Organism: Perca flavescens (yellow perch)
Lineage: Eukaryota; Metazoa; Chordata; Actinopteri; Perciformes; Percidae
Gene: dr1
Product: down-regulator of transcription 1
Exons: 3
Coding region: 755-1285 (176 amino acids)
Biological process (GO): negative regulation of transcription by RNA polymerase II; RNA polymerase II preinitiation complex assembly
Cellular component (GO): negative cofactor 2 complex
Molecular function (GO): TBP-class protein binding; RNA polymerase II general transcription initiation factor activity; protein heterodimerization activity
Source: RefSeq, a predicted model, not a curated record
AAUGGAAUAUAAUAGAAAUGUGUUAUUCUCUAAUUGAACAGUAGAUGGCGGUAAACAAUAGCUAGAGGCUUGACACCAGCUUGACACCUUACACCGCAUCCGGUUCUUUGUUUGACGUGGUAUCCGGACAAAUUUAGGCUAAUGUUAACCAGAAUACAACAUUUUUAAAUGAACUACUGGUAGCUUUAAGACUGUUUGAAAUGUUUGACUCAUUUGGUCGAUGCAAGGGAGAGUAAUCUGCAGUGUUGUGGCGACUUCAUUCUACUCGUCCGCUCUACCUAGCGAACUAUUUAGUUACAUAUGGCAGGGACAGUUCAUUGUUAGCUUAGCUUUAGCCAUGCUCUCAGACUCGGCUUUCACUUGUCUUUUGGGUUGCUUGUGACAGGGACCACAGCUACUAGCUAGCUUGGUAGCUAGCUAGCUAAGCAUAUUUUCCAGUAUUAACGUUUUUGUGUUUCUCGCGUUGUUGCUUGGACCUUUAGUGUCUGUCUCAAUCCGUGUAACAGCGGGGGUCUGUAGAAGCUGCACCUCGUUAGUGUUAACACGUACAAUUAGUUGUUAGCAAGCUAGCUAACCGGCCAACUUUGAGGAAACGUCUUUUUUAUGACAUUUAAAUUGAUGUUGACGUUGCCUUCACCUGGACAAUAAUCUCCAUUAACUCAAGAAGGCCUGUCAUAGUCUGCUAACAUUUUUCACCACCCAGUCAAGAACUGGAGCUUUCAUUUCUGUGGUUUGUGGUUAUUUUCCUGCCACGAUGGCUUCUUCCUCUGGAAACGACGAUGACCUCACCAUCCCUAGAGCAGCUAUCAACAAGAUGAUUAAGGAAACUCUCCCUAACGUACGAGUGGCUAACGACGCGAGGGAGCUUGUGGUGAACUGUUGCACAGAGUUCAUACACCUCAUUUCCUCAGAAGCUAAUGAAAUAUGCAACAAGUCCGACAAGAAGACCAUAUCUCCUGAGCAUGUCAUCAAUGCCCUAGAGAGCCUUGGUUUCGCAUCGUACAUCACGGAGGUGAAAGACGUCCUGCAGGAGUGUAAAACUGUAGCUCUGAAGAGGAGGAAAGCCAGUUCUCGACUGGAGAACCUGGGUAUCCCAGAGGAAGAGCUCCUCAGACAACAACAGGAAUUGUUUGCCAAGGCGCGGCAGCAGCAGGCAGAGCUCGCCCAGCAAGAGUGGUUACAGAUGCAGCAGGCUGCCCAACAGGCACAGAUGGCAGCCGCAUCUGCCAGCGCUGCCCAGCAGGCUGGUUCCUCUCAGGAUGAAGACGAAGAGGAUGACAUUUGAUCCUAGGACGCCGUUCUACUUGUCCGAAUCCUUUCCUGGGACAGUGUUAGCACACAAAUCUCCCAGUGCUGUCAUCGGCAGAGACAUGAGGCGUGUUUGACUGCUGGUAUACAUAAAUGUAACAAGGAUAAAGCACAUUGGAAUAGACACUGAAGAGAAAGAUGGAGGGGGAUUUCAUGAAACCCACACGUUCAGACACCAGUACCUGAAAAUGAUUUGGAUUGAGAGGCUAUUAAUGAAGUCUCAUCCCCCUUCCUCC